Loxodonta africana (African savanna elephant) is the source of this 4384-nucleotide messenger RNA. RefSeq names its product coiled-coil domain containing 7 (gene CCDC7). The transcript is spliced from 39 exons. Lineage: Eukaryota; Metazoa; Chordata; Mammalia; Proboscidea; Elephantidae. The record is from RefSeq and is a predicted model, not a curated record. Bases 1 to 4182 code for a protein of 1393 amino acids.
AUGAAGCGAAUAAAGCGUCUGUCCUCCAUUAGUAACAGAUCGACAUUUGUUCCAGAAUUAGAUAAUAAAAAAAGACAAUUUAUUUCAUCAGUGUCACCUAAUCCAAAGGAAAAACGUAAUGCAAAAUUAGUGCCCGAUAAAAUUGAACCAAUGGUCCUGUGUUCUCCACCAACAGGAGAAUCCAUUGUAAGAUAUGCUUUGCCCAUUCCAUCGAGUAAGACAAGGGAGUUAAUAGCGGAAGAUGAAAUGAUCAGGAAAACUGCCAAACAUCUGAGUAUGGUUGUUUCUAGUUUGGAAGAAGCCUAUGGAGUUGACACUGAACCCAGAAAAAAAUCAGCUGUGAAGACUGACAGUGAAGAACUAUCGUUCUCUAUUGGGGAUGAUCUGAACUCAUUGUUGGUAUACUGCUCACAAUAUGCAGCUCAGCUGGAAGCAGCGGUAAAGGAAGGGCGCAGUAUUUUGGAAUCUCUUUUUAAGUGGUUUCAGCAUCAGGUCAAUCAGAUGGAGGAGUUAAGUACAGAUCAAACUUAUUCAGAAGAUGACCUUCCAGUACCUGAUAAAACAGUAUCUUCAGGGAUCGCACAAGUAAUAAAGCAAAUGCAAAAACUUGAAGACCUGAGAGAUCAGCUUAAACAUGGGUCUAAAUAUUCCUUGAAAACCAUGUUCUCUAAACCCACGGGUACCCAAAAUCAACCAGAAGCAGUGCAAAUUAGUAGAAGUGCAGAGAAGAUAAUUGAAGAAUUCUUAAAAGCCCACUCGACUGAAGGAUUUACAGAUACUUCUGCAACUGAGCCACAAGCUGGUUCUUCGAUGACUAGUAGACUGAAUGCCAUGUUGAAAGUAUUUGAGAAACAAUCAAGUAUGUUGGAGAGAGCUAUAAAUGAUCAAGAUUUGUUAGAGGCUAAAUACAGUAAGAUGCAAAGUGAUUUCCAGUUGUUAUCAGAGGAGAAAUCAGUGCUGGAAAAUGAGCUGCAAAAGUUGAAGAAUACAGAGAAAACAAAGGCUAUGUAUGAUCGAACAAAGAAAACACCUGUAAAACUGGAGAAGAAAAAAGACAAAGGAAAAUCUGAAGAAUCAGAAGAGAAGAAGUCUAUAGCAAAACAGCCAAAAACAAAAGAUCUGCUUGAAGUCCAGAAUGCAGCAAACGCACUGGAAAUUGAGAACAAAGUACUUCAGGAGCAACUGAAACAGGCUUUACAGGAAGCUGAAAAAACUAAGCAUCAACUUGAUUACCUCCUGAAUCAAAGGAAGGAGUUACUUAAAAGUGAGCAGACUAAGACAGCCAUGCAAAUGGAUAUUAGUAAAGUAAAAGUUAAAGAUUUAGAUUCAGAAAAUGUACCAUUGGAGAAAGAAAGAAGAAAAGCACAACUUUCAGAUUCAGGUGAACAAAAGACAGAUGAUAAAAUCCAAGAGCAAUCGCAGAUCCCACUGCUCCAAAGUGGAAACCUAAUUGAAGAAAGCUCAGAGAAGAAAAGAUCUAGCUCUGCCAUUUCAGAUCUUUCACAGAUCCUCAAGUCUCAGCACGAGGCAGCUUUCUUAGAGCCUUCAACUGAAAUGUCAUUGGAUGGAGAACUGUCCCCUGAACCUUUAUCACAGAACCACGAUAAAUCCCUUACGUCGGCUUCAGCCAGCGAAGAAAGUCAAGAUCCACUGUCUGCUGGACAGUCACCCGAAGGGAAUGAAACAGUGACAGCAUCCCUUAUUUCACAUCCUUUUUUUACUAAAAGAAAAUCAAAGGAUAGGUAUAACUCAAAGAAACUUUAUCUCAAGAUGCUCUCUCUCAGAGCCCAGCUGCCAGGCUGUGAGAAGCUCAAGCCACAGGAGAGGCCACACGUAGAUCCUCUGGCCAACAGCCCUGGCCGAGGUGGCCAAGCGAGUAAAGAGGCCUCUCAGGAAGCUGAUGAUGAGGUGUAUGAAAAACUGCUUAAGGGAGAAAGAGGCUUAAACAAAAAAGAAAAACUUCUUCUGAAAAAACGUCGCCUAGCCCUAAGUCUUGAAGUCAAUAAAUUUCUUACUCCUACCAUUACAAAAACAAACCUAUUAAAAAAGUUUCAUGAUUUCUUUGCAGUUCUAUUACUCACACUCUUGCCCAAAAUUGAGGGCAUAGCUCAGGAUGAUAAAUCAGAUGAAAAUAUUUUGCUUGAGGAUCAAGAUUCAGUAUCAAAAACCCAAAUGCAAGUAAAGAAACAAACUCAGUCUGAAGAAACACAUGAAAAUACUAUGCUUAAGGAUCAAGAAUCAGCGUCAAAAACCCAAAUACAAGUAAACAAACAAAGAAAAUUCAGGGAUGGAAAACUCAACACUCGUGAUGAAGGAUCUGAUGAAAACCUUAUGCUGGAGAAUCAAGAUUCAGCGUCAAAAACUCAAAUUCAGAUAAAGAAACGAAGAACUUCCAGAGGGGAAAAACACAGUACUCAUGAUGAAGUACCCGAUGAAAAUCUUAUGCUUGAGAAUCAAGAUUCAGUACCAAAAACCCAAAUUCAAGUAAAGAAACGAAGAACAUCCAGAGGGGGAAAACACAGCACUCUUGAUGAAGUACCAGAUGAAAAUCUUAUGCUUGAGAAUCAGGAUUCAGUGUCAGACACCCAAAUGAAAGUAGAAAAGCAAAUCACUUCCAGAGAGGAAAAACUCUAUACUCAGAAUGAUGAACCAGGUGAAAAAAUUUCGGUUGAGGAUCAAGAUUCUGUAUCAAAAAUACAAAUACAAGUAAAGGAACAAAGAACUUCCACAGGGGAAAAACGCCACAUUCCUGAUGAAGUACCAGAUGAAAAUCUUUUUCUUGAGAAACAAGAUUCAGUGUCAAAAACCCAAAUGCAAGUAAUCAAGAAAAGCACUUCCACAGAUGAAAAACUCCAAUCUCCUGAUGAAGUACCAGAUGAAACUGUUUUUCUUGAGAAACAAGAUUCAGUGCCAAAAUCCCAAAUGGAAGUAAACAAGCAAAGCACUUUGAAAAGUGAGGAAAAACUCCAGUCUCUUGAUGAAGUACCAGAUGAAAAUCUUAUGCCUGAGAAUCAAGAUUCAGUGUUAAAAACCCAAACAGAAGUAGACAAGCAAAGCAUUUUCAAAGAGGAAAAACUCAAACCUCAUGAUGAACGACCAAAUGGAAAUAUUAUGCUUCAGCAGGAAGAUUCAGUGUUAAGAGCCCAGAUUAAAGCAGAAAGACAAAGUAUUUCCAGAGGGGAAAAACCAAAUCCAUUUCUUCUUGAAACCCCCAAAAAGGACGUUUUAGCAGUCGAAAAUCUGUUGCCUGUGGACAGAGUUUUAGGCUCCAGAAGGCAAUCUCAAUCCAAGACACAUGGAACUACCAGAAAUGACAGUGUCUAUAGUAAGCUUCACAAUAAAGCCGUUUCACUUUUUAUUGGAUUAAACGCCUCUCUUCUUGUAGCUGAGAAAACCGAUAUGCUAUCAAAUGAAAAUCUUUCACCUGAAGAUAAAAUGUUGCUCUCACAAAACUCACCUCAAAUUAAAAAGCUUGGAACUCCCGGAAUAGAAGGACCCAGCAAUCAGGAUACAUAUGAAGAAGGAGAUGUUAGUUUUACAUCUAAGAAUCUAGAGCAACCUGAGAGAUACACAGAUCAAAUUCAAACAAUUGGAGUUGACCAGUCUCAAAGAUUGAGAAUUCAAAAUGAAGGAGCCUCAGAACUUCCAAGUACACCAGAAAAUCUUUCAGCAUUAUCUCCGUCAAUUAGUAACCUAAUAGUUCAAUUAGAUUUAAACAAGGUGGUUGGCCAGGAGAAUGGCUCAGGGCAUGCGGCAGGACCCAUCUCAGGCCCAGGGAAAUCGACAUCCGCUGAGGCUGGCUUGGGGUUUGGGGGCAUGAUGGAAUCUCAUCGUAAGACUGAUAUAGAACACCUGACAAAUGCUGUUGGAAAAGACAUAAUAAAGGAGACACAAUUAAAGAGUCGACGUGGAGUGAGAUUGCUGGAUCUUAUGGUUAUUUCUGGAAGAAAAAGUUACAAAUGCAGAAGUCAAGAGUUGGGGGAGUGGUGUGUGAAUAGUCAUAGAAUCUUCAUGGUAUUUUUCUUUUUUAAUUUUAUUUUAGGCACACACUUAUUUAAAAACAUGGAUCUAUUGAUACAACAUCAAGAAGACAAGCAAAUCGCACCAAGUAAAUUCCCAACAAAGGUGAUCACUUUAUCACCCUUUGAAAAACAAGGUAAAAGAUUAUACAAGAAGGUGUAAAAUAAGUAUCUAAUUACUCAGAAUAGCUUUUGUAGUAUGCUUUUUCAUUCUACUCUUUUUAAAAAUAUUUUAUUGUGUUUACAUGACAAAUUCAGCUCCCAUUUAACAAUUUCUGCAUGAAUUAUUCAGUGACAUUGGUUACAUUUUUUCACAACGUGUCAUUAUUCUCAUUCAUGCUGUUCUAGAUGUACCAUUUUCAGUA